AUGAUAAAAAAAAGUUUAUCAAAAUUGGCAGGAUAUCCCAAAGCCUCAUUUCAUGAGCAAAAUAUAAAUCCAUUUUCUAAUGUACAAUGGAAAAGUUCUCCAUUUUUAAAAAAAAAUAUGCCCAAAGUAGAUAUUUUUGCAGAAGACCAUGUAUCAAAAACUGCAAUAAGUGUAUUUGAUAAAGAGAAAGGGAAUUGGUUUGUGAUUGAUGCAUAUAAUAAAAGUGUUGGAAGUUUAAGUGUAUGUAUAUCUAAACUAUUACAAGGAAAAUAUAGAGUUGAUUAUAAUUCGAAUAGAGUAAAUAGUAGUAGUGUUAUAGUAGUAAAUGCAAUUCAUCUUAAAUUUUAUGGACAUACUUGGGAUACAAAAAUUUAUAAAUUUCCAAGAAAAAGCAAUUCAAAAGGUCAUAAAAUAUUAACAUGUAAAACAGUUUUUGCACGAAAUCCAUCUAUGAUAUUAAAUUUAGCAGUUAAAAGAAUGCUACCAAAUAAUAGAUUAAGACAAAUAUACUAUCGCAAACUGUUUGUAUAUCCAGGUGCAUUGCAUCCACAUUGGGGUAUACCUCAAGUAAUUGUUCCUAAAAAAAAAAUCGAUAAAGAUUCAGACCAAACAAAUCUUAAAUCAUUUACUAUUGUUUAG
Messenger RNA from Plasmodium berghei ANKA, 639 nucleotides. RefSeq names its product ribosomal protein L13, mitochondrial, putative. Lineage: Eukaryota; Apicomplexa; Aconoidasida; Haemosporida; Plasmodiidae. The coding region runs from base 1 to 639 and encodes 212 amino acids. Gene Ontology annotation, biological process: translation; negative regulation of translation. The record is from RefSeq and is a predicted model, not a curated record. Gene Ontology annotation, molecular function: structural constituent of ribosome; mRNA binding. The transcript is spliced from 2 exons. Gene Ontology annotation, cellular component: mitochondrial large ribosomal subunit; ribosome.